Camellia sinensis is the source of this 1238-nucleotide messenger RNA. RefSeq names its product putative RNA-binding protein ARP1. The record is from RefSeq and is a predicted model, not a curated record. Gene Ontology annotation, molecular function: RNA binding. Lineage: Eukaryota; Viridiplantae; Streptophyta; Magnoliopsida; Ericales; Theaceae.
CCCAUCUACUGUCUCCAUCCCCCCUCCAGCUCUACAUUACAUUCACUCUUCUCCUCUCUCUCUGUGUCUCUCCUGAAACCCUCUCUCUUUCUUUCUCUCUCAAAUAUUGUGUGUCCAAGCUCUCCAACGCCGCCGCAUGGUGUUGUAUAUUAUAUAGUUAAAUAUAUCAUUUGAUAUAAGAGUAGUAUUAUUAGUUUUUCCGACGAUGUUGAGGAGAUGACGAUGAGGAACAGUAUGGGACAGUUUGUGGAUACGACUCUGACCAAAGUCUUCGUCGGAGGAUUGGCAUGGGAGACUCCGAAGGAAGCCUUGAGAGACCACUUUGCCAAGUACGGCGAGAUCGUAGAAGCCGUGAUCAUCUCCGACAAGAUUACUGGCAGAUCCAAGGGCUACGGUUUCGUGACGUUUCAGGAUUCGGAGGCGGCGAAGAAGGCUUGCGAGGACGCCACCCCGAUCAUCAACGGCCGCCGAGCCAACUGCAAUCUGGCUUCGCUCGGAGGACGACGCCCGAGAUCAACCUCAAUCAUGCCUCUCCCUCAACAAGGAUCUAAAGUAGGACCAAGAUCUGCAUCGUCAGCACCACCGGCCAGAUACAUGCAGUGGUACUAUCCAGUGGGGACACAUGCAUCGACGUUUCAUCAUCAGCACCAUCAGGCCGUUGCUUUCUAUGGGUACAGGUACCCUCCUUCCUACGUAGCCACAGAUAUCAGUUACAAUCAGAAACUAAGCUACACCGGGGGGUCCUACAUGAAUGGGCAUUUCUUGCAAGUGUAUCCGGGUCAAACCGUGGUGGGUGCGAACACAUCGAUCCCAAUGUACCCUCUCUACAACUUCCAUCAAUCGCAGACCAUGGGCUCCCCUACUGCUCACAUCUAUAGCCCAACAACUGUAGGCCCAAUGACCACAGUCCCAGCCCUCAUCUCAAAGCCCAUUUUAAUGGGUCCCAAAACAGUUUGUCUGGCUGUGGAAUAGGUACAAUUGGUGUUGGUGAAGCUUUCAAAAAGGGAAAAUAGCAAAAGAAGGGUGGUGAUGGGUUGCUGCUCAGAGAACAUUGUCAUCUGAUCUGUGGUGAUUCUUCUAAUUUCCAUGUAUUGUAAUUAAUUUUUUAUUUUUGAGUGUCUCAUUGGAUUCAUUCAUUCUCUCUCUAACUUGAGCUGCCAACAACUACAAAUUAAAAAUAAAAAAAAUUGUAAUCCAAGUCAUGCUAGUAUUAUAUUGGAUGCUUUUCAUGCCUAUCA